AUGGCCUUUGCAAAAGAUGAUGCAUCAUCGAGUGUGAACUCUCGAACGGCCUUUGUUCCAUCCACUACAUCGACCACAACCAUUUCACCAACCGGGCUACGGCCUAGUGCCGCUGCAGGCAACAAUGACGGUAGCUCUAGUAGCGUGACUGUCUUGAUCGUCACGCACGAGCACUCCACUUCUGAAUCUUUUCGUGCGUCAGCUUCGGCAGUCUCGACAGAUCAAACAAUGACACCGGUUAUUGAGCUGGUAACCGACGAAGGUCGCACGGUCCCGGUUUUGACAGGCACAAGAACAUCAGCUGCUUGGUUCCCAGGACCUACUGUACUGACAAACUUGUAUGGGUCCAGUCAGCUACCUGCCAAGUCGAUACUGGUGCACUCGAAUACGUCCGCGGUGGCACAUCCGCAAAGCUCAACGAUCGAUGUUGACUCUGGAAAGCUUGUCAGUCCAACAAGCCUAUAUAGCACUGUGCCCCUACUCUGGCUGCAAGAUACAGACGGUCUAACACCCCUGUCUAACUCGACAGCGAUAUUCCAAACCCCAACAACCGAACCGAGCAAUUCUACGACCGUGGUCGAAUCAUCUAGUGGCGAGCGUACCGUAUCCAAUGCCGGGAUAGUCGCAGCGCUGAUAGGCUUCUGGGUCCUGUUACUUUCGCUUGUGAGGUCUUAGUUCUUCUUGGUGCCACGGAUCGUUGAUUGAGACCUCGAAGCCACAGCGGUCUAUCGAGCUGUGACGAUUUGUCAGGACGUGAUGAUGGGGAAUGGCGAAUGCAAACAAACGCAGCGACUGGUGCAUUUCGAUAUAGUCAGCGGCACCUGCUUGGUGGAAAGAACAGAAUGUUUGUAGCCAUGCCUUCUGACGGCCAAUCUACCUGAAUGGUGGUGUAGGUCUAAUUCAACUGCUAUAUUUCAAUGCAUUUACUUCUCUCAUGCCGAAAUAGCGUAGUCUCAAUGACGGCAAUGCCUUGAUCUU
Messenger RNA from Macroventuria anomochaeta, 978 nucleotides. RefSeq lists its product as uncharacterized. The record is from RefSeq and is a predicted model, not a curated record. NCBI's taxonomy places the organism in Eukaryota, Fungi, Ascomycota, Dothideomycetes, Pleosporales, Didymellaceae. The transcript has 2 exons. The coding region runs from base 1 to 675 and encodes 224 amino acids.